CCUAAGCCCUUGACUCCCACAAUUGCCCUCAAAAAACAUGAGCCGGGAUCUGUCCCCCCGGUAGCCGGUCCAUCAGAGAGUAUGGCCCUCGGCAGCAUAAGAAAAGAUCAACUCGAAGACUCAGCCCACCUGGAGGAUAUCUCUGUUGCAACUUCAGAUAUGCAAGCACCCGAAGCACCGAUCAACUGGCCCACAUGGAAACGAAAUGCCCAAAUCCUGAUGGUGGCCAUCCACUCGAUGGUAUGCGUUUUCAUGGCUGCCGGGCUUAUCCCUGGAUAUGAAGCCAUGGCGGAGGAGUACAAGAUCACAGUGCCUCAGGCCAGUUAUCUAACAUCUGUCCAGGUAGGUUUUCUUCUGCCAUUAUCCUUAUCUUGGGAAUUGCCCCGUUUUUCUGGAUUCCCAUUACGAUGCGCUAUGGACGUUACCAUAUCUUCAUAUUCUCCGUGCUCGGUACCAUGGUCUGCAACAUCGGAGGCGUCUUCUGCAGAACAUUUGGCACGCAGAUGGCUACUCGUGCUAUUGCAGCAUGGCUCAUCUCCCCCUCUCGGCAUUGGCAGCGGUGUAGUGACGGAGCUGUGUUAUCCGGAAGAGCGUGCCCGAAAGUUGGGAUGGUGGACCUUGUUGAUCACUCUCGGAAUCCCGGGUGGCGCAUUUAUUAAUGGUUUUGUCGUGCAACAUCUAGGAAUAUCUUGGAUAUUCUGGAUAUUUACAAUUAUCAACGGCACUCAAUUGAUUGCUUACCUUUUGCUUGGUGACGAGACUCUAUAUGUCAAGGAUGUCAACGCGGCUCAAAAGCCCAGCAACGGCUGGAGUCGACUCGUCCCUUGCCGACUUGAUCCUCGUCCCUUUGAGCUGCAAAGCUUCAUCGCUCCUCUUUUUCUUGGAAAAUACCCUCGCAUCCUAAUUCCGGGUAUUGCAUACGGAGUUGAAUUCGCCUACGCUAACAUUGCCAUCAUCGUUGAGACACCGCUAAUCUUUGGUGAAAAAUUCAACUUCAAUGCUCAGCAAGUAGGGUAUCAGUUUGUCUCCAUCAUCAUCGGCUCCGUCAUUGGUGAACAAGUUAGUGGGCCAAUGUCAGAUUGGUUCCUCAGGGUACUACAGCGUCGCAAGGGCCACACCAUUCCCGCAGAUCGUUUGUGGCUGUCAUACGUUGGGUAUGGCACUAUCUUCACUGGGUUGCUUGUAUGGGGCUUUCAAUUGGAAAAAGCAACUACUUGGAACGUCACACCGUGCAUCGGCAUGGCUAUCGCUGCAUUUGGAAACCAGGUACUCACCACCAUUCUCAUAUCCUUCGCGGUCGAUAGCCACAAGGAGCAUUCUGCCAGCAUCGGUGUUUUCAUUAACCUCUGUCGUCAAAUCUAUGGAUUUUGCGGACCAUUUUAUUUCCCUGAUAUGUAUGCCACAUUGGGGCUAAGCGGGGCUGCUGGUGUGAUGUGUAGUAUUAUCGCAGUGGUGUCUCUAACUCCGGUGCUUUUGAUUCAGUUGAUUGACACAAGGAGGCAGCCCCAGCAGUAUUGA
Messenger RNA from Penicillium coprophilum, 1518 nucleotides. RefSeq lists its product as uncharacterized. The transcript has 3 exons. The record is from RefSeq and is a predicted model, not a curated record. The annotation marks the transcript as partial. Gene Ontology annotation, biological process: transmembrane transport. NCBI's taxonomy places the organism in Eukaryota, Fungi, Ascomycota, Eurotiomycetes, Eurotiales, Aspergillaceae. Gene Ontology annotation, molecular function: transmembrane transporter activity.